AUGAGGCUGGUGUCCCUGGUGCUGUUCCUCACCUUCACUCUGCUGGUUUUCAGUGCUGGCAACAUCCUCCCAGGAGCAGCAGGCGGGGAGCAGAAGGUGUGGGAGGAGGGGAGUUCAGCUGUGCUGCCUUGCUACCUGAGCCCCAGGAAGCAGGGGAAGAGCUGGAAACAGCUGUCUGACUGGACAUCUGUGCUGUGGAAGCGCCAUGGGGGAAGCGCCCACCAGGAGCCACAUGUGGUGCUGGAGGUGGAGUACACUGGCCUCAGGAAGACGGCUCUGCCCAUGAGGCCCCGGGUGUCGGUCCAGGACUCUGCCUUACGCAGCGGCAACUUCUCCCUGCGAAUCGACCCCGUCAGGAGUGGAGACGCUGGCCUGUACGAGGCGCAGGUGACGUACAACACGGAGGUCCAGAGCUGCCAGGUGGAGCUGGGGAUCGUUACAGUAACCCUCAGUCCACCCAGCCCUGUGGUAGAAAGUGAUCCUCUCCUGAUGAGCUGCAACUCUAGCCACCGGGCCGGCUUGGUGGAGACACGCUGGUUCCACAACGGGCGCCCGGUCCCCACCUCCAAGACUUUCUACUCCUUGCAUGGGGCUCUCUCCAUCCUCCGGCCCUCCAUGAGUGACUCAGGCUCCUGGCACUGCCAGCUCAGAUACUCCGAUAAUGUGAUCGUUUCUGCCACGCACGACCUGCAAAUUUUAGGUUUCGAUGGCCCAGCCAACCCUGUGGUUUAUGCUGCAGCUGGCUCUGCAGCCGAUCUGCCAUGCACCCUGAGCUAUCUGCCCAGUGCUUUUGGGAUCAGAGUGGUGGCAGCUCACUGGAGCCACCUUGCAGGAGGACACUUAAAAGAUUGGGUCGUCUCCCAGAACCAGAGCAGCAGAAGCUUCCCCCUUCAUCUCCCUGCAGUGGGGCCAGGCGAUGCAGGGCGGUACAGUUGUGCAGUCCCUGUUGGCAGCAAGACAAUGAGGAGGGAUGUGACCUUGGCAGUGGUUAAAGUCACCCCAAGUAUCCCAGGACCAGUUUCUGAGGGGUCUCACUUGCUGCUCAUCUGCAGCGUCACACACCUCCAGGGACACGAACGUUUCCAGUGGAAGCACCUCAGCUCAGCCCCUACUAACAAGAAGCUGGCUAUGUCCACCUCCCACAACCUGAAGGACCACAGAUCCCAAACUGGUGCUACCUUGGACAUACCCCAGGUGUCACAAAAAGAUGUGGGCAUCUGGGAAUGCAGUGUAUAUGGCCCAGAAGGCAGACUGGGAGCAGUGGAAUAUGGGCUGCAGAUCACAGGUGCCCAGGUCUCCAGCCCUCCCACCAUCUUCAGUGGGCAAGUUACUUUUGGGCUCACAGUCACCCUCUUCUUCCUGCUUAUGGUCUGUAUUCUGGUUCUGGCCCUACAAAAAAGGGCACGCCUUCCAGCUUCCUACCCAGCACUGGAAGGGAUAGUUGCAGUCGCUGUGCCAAAUAAGAAGGAUGUGGAGGAGAGCCAGAAAGAGACAAUCCAGCAAACUGAGUGCUGA
Molecule: messenger RNA, 1515 nt
Organism: Cygnus atratus (black swan)
Lineage: Eukaryota; Metazoa; Chordata; Aves; Anseriformes; Anatidae
Gene: LAG3
Product: lymphocyte activating 3
Biological process (GO): T cell activation; interleukin-15-mediated signaling pathway; positive regulation of ERK1 and ERK2 cascade
Cellular component (GO): external side of plasma membrane; membrane raft
Molecular function (GO): MHC class II protein binding; protein tyrosine kinase binding
Source: RefSeq, a predicted model, not a curated record